GGUCCAAAUCAACAGCACAAAAUACGUCCAUGGGGGUUGGGCUUCCCCUGGUCAUGGGCCAGAUCCGAGUUAUGGGUUGGAUGGGUUGGAUCUGCAAUGGGUCGGGUCGCUGGUAUCCACAAUAAGUUGUAAAGUUAGUUUUUUUUUUCCCUCUGUUAAACCAUUUAUCUAAAAACAAAAGUCAGAGCUCUCUCAAUUUAACCCAGCAGCCCCCUUUGAUUUUCCAGAAUCUGGUGAGCUUCCACUGUGCGCCGCCGGUCGACUUUCCCACAGUUUCACCUCAAACUCAUCUCGACCCCCUCUUCUCAAACCCAACCUCUGUUUUUCACAAAUCGCCUCCUAUGAUCUUUGAUCUGAGAUCCAAGCCAGCGGCUUCAACCCCAUAAAGCACCAAUUUUCGUUACUGCAAACGACCCCAAAUUUUAGUAUGUUGUUCCCUCACCGAGGCCUUCUCCUCGUCCAAAACUCAGUUGCUUUGGUCCUACAGAAUCGAUGUGUAAACAUGAUUGCAAACUUAUAUCAUGCUCCAAUUGGGGAUGGUGAGAAAGCAGUUGGUGUCGGGACUGUUGGUUCCUCUGAGGCAAUAAUGCUGGCAGGAUUAGCUUUUAAAAGAAAGUGGCAGCAAAAGAGAAAAUCACAGGGGAAACCCUACGAUAAGCCCAACAUAGUCACAGGAGCAAACGUGCAAGUUUGCUGGGAGAAAUUUGCUAGGUACUUCGAGGUAGAGCUGAAGGAGGUGAAACUGAACGAGGGAUAUUAUGUGAUGGACCCUGUGAAAGCAGUUGAUUUGGUUGACGAGAAUACCAUAUGCGUUGCAGCCAUUCUGGGAUCUACCUUGACUGGGGAGUUUGAGAAUGUCAAGCUCCUUAAUGAACUUCUCACCAACAAGAAUAAAAAGACUGGUUGGGACACCCCAAUACAUGUUGAUGCUGCCAGUGGGGGGUUCAUUGCUCCUUUUGUUUACCCAGAUCUUGAGUGGGAUUUCCGCCUACCAUUAGUAAAAAGCAUUAAUGUCAGUGGGCACAAGUAUGGCCUUGUAUACGCUGGUGUAGGUUGGGUUGUGUGGAGAACCAAGGAGGAUUUGCCUGAUGAUCUCGUCUUUCACAUCAACUACCUUGGAUCUGAUCAGCCCACUUUCACCUUGAACUUCUCUAAAGGCUCUAGUCAAAUUAUAGCUCAAUAUUAUCAGCUUAUUCGGCUUGGCUUUGAGGGAUACAAGAAUAUCAUUGAAAACUGCAUAGAGAAUACAAGAGUUCUCAGGGAAGGGAUAGAGAAAACAGGACGAUUCGACAUUGUGUCCAAAGAUGUGGGUGUUCCCCUUGUGGCUUUUGCUCUCAAAAACAGCAGUAAAUACAGUGUGUUCCAGAUAUCUGAGAGUUUGAGGAAGUUCGGGUGGAUCGUUCCAGCUUAUACAAUGCCUGCAGAUGCCCAACAUGUUGCUGUUCUCCGUGUGGUUGUUAGGGAGGACUUCGGUCGCAGCCUGGCCGAGAGACUUGUCUCACAUAUUGAGGAGGUUGUGAAGGAACUAGACUCGCUUCGAAGUCGUACGGCCAUUGGAGCUUCCCAUGGUUAUGCAGGUGGGACAGCUGCAAAAAAGACUGAGGGAGAGAUUCAUGCAGAGGUAACCAGACGUUGGAAGCGGUACGUCGAAAGUAAGAGGACAGGGGUCUGUUAAGACCCUACAAAUAUGUGUUAAACUAUAUUAUUUGUAGCCAUAUUGUGAAUUAAUGGAUUGUUGGGGCAAUUGUUUUACCUUUUUUUCAAAACUGCAGGAUUACUUUCGAUGUAGUAAUUUCGUCGUGUUAUACAUUUAUAAAGGCGAUAUAUGUUGUGUCUGUGGAAUAUUAUGUUCAAAUUAAGCAAUAUA
Messenger RNA from Durio zibethinus, 1867 nucleotides. The record is from RefSeq and is a predicted model, not a curated record. NCBI's taxonomy places the organism in Eukaryota, Viridiplantae, Streptophyta, Magnoliopsida, Malvales, Malvaceae.